Molecule: messenger RNA, 1064 nt
Organism: Drosophila biarmipes
Lineage: Eukaryota; Metazoa; Arthropoda; Insecta; Diptera; Drosophilidae
Product: matrix-remodeling-associated protein 7
Exons: 2
Coding region: 89-595 (168 amino acids)
Source: RefSeq, a predicted model, not a curated record
UACUUCGCCUGCAGUCUGCGGUCACACUGCGCCAAAAGGAAAACAAAAAUAGAGAGCAGUUAAACACAACAAAUAAAAGGAAAACAAAAUGCAGGAUUUACUUCCCUCACUGGAUGUCCUCUUCCUUGGAUUGCCAGGUCACUAUUCGGUGGCACUGAUCACCCUGCUGCUGUGCGUUUUGAUCGCACUCUAUUUCGCCAACUUCUUCAAGGAUAAAACCGAACUGGAGGACGAGGGACUGGGAGCCGACGAACCGCGCGAAGACGAGGAUUCGGAGUCGCAGACUCCCCAGGGGGAGGAAACUGACGACGACGAGGCCUACGAGGAGAACUCCACCGAGAGCGAAGUGGAGUUCAUCGAGGAACAGCUACCCGGUCACAACUACAACCACCUGAUGGGCCAGCUCAAGGCCAAGAGGCUUCAGCACAAGAUGGAGAAGACCCUGACUCCAGGCCAGAUCGAGGAAGAGCGCCGCAUCGAGCGCGAGCAGCUGGCGGCCAUCUUCGACCUUCUUCGCAGACAGGAGGCGGAACUGAAUCUCCAGGAUCGCAUCAGCGAUCAGGAGCUCAAGCAGCAGGUGCGGCUCUACCGCUGAAGAGAAGGGAGACGAAAUCUCAGCUUACCUGAAGGCAGAAACUCGUGUGAUCUAUUAGUUAAAUGUUUACCAUUUUCCGAUUUGCUACCAUAUGCCGCUCACUUAGUGUAGGACUGUCAUUAUUCAAGUAAACUAGCUUAUGAGUUGUUGGUGUUGCGGUAUUCAAAGAAUUCCUAACGUAAUUAAUUUCAAAAUUAUUAAAUACGUGUAGUAGUGAGCGUUAUAUGCGUUUUCUAAUCGAAAAAUUAAGUUUGAAUAGCUUGUGAACUAAUGAUGUACAUUUUCGAUGUUUUAAGCUGCAUCAACUUAACCAUAAGAUUUGGAAACGGCCUAAAGUGCAUACUGGUAGCAUAACUUAAGUACUUUCGCACAUUUAGUUGCCAAAUCCGUUGGUUAGUUUUAACAUUCCUAGGUUUAGUUUCAUUACAAAAUGUAUUUGUUGGAUAAAUAAUGUAAAUCUGUGUUGAAA